Messenger RNA from Punica granatum (pomegranate), 1039 nucleotides. Lineage: Eukaryota; Viridiplantae; Streptophyta; Magnoliopsida; Myrtales; Lythraceae. The record is from RefSeq and is a predicted model, not a curated record.
CCGCUUCCCUUCCUCUUCUCAACGAAAUCUCUCGUUGGAUCGAUCCAUGGCGGCUUCAGCUUCGUCCUCCUCCUCUUACGACUCAUCUUCUUCCGAUUCAUCCGAUUCAUCAUCCCGCCGCCACCGCCGCCGGCGCCACCGCGUCCGCCGCGACAAGGACAGGGAUGACGCCCUUAAGACCCGGAAGAAGGAGCGCUCGGUCGGCAAAAGACGCCGCCGGCAUCGCCGCCACCACUCCUCUUCCGAUUCUCAAUCUUCUUCGGAUUAUUCCAGUGACGCAUCCGAAAGUGAGCGCGAAGCUCGGUCGGUGAAGCGCAGGAAGAAUGAUAGGUCGAAGAAGCACAAAGAGAAGGAGAGAAGCAAGAGUCGGCGCCACAAACAUGACAAGCACAGAGUCAAAGAGAAUCAGCAGGAUGAAAGAACUAGCGGUCCCGUUCAGCUUUCUAAAUUCCUGGGGCGUGACCAAGAUGAUGGUGUCCGUCGUAGUGCUGUCUCUGGCAAAAAGAUUCUUUUGAAAGUUGAGAAGUCAAAGGAGGACAAGCUGGCUGAAACUAAAAGAAGCGAACUGCUGAAGUUCUUAAAUGCUAGUUUUGAUUGAAUAUGAAGGGUGAGGAUCAAAGUAAGAGCUGAAUCUGUGAGCUGAUAUCUUGUUCCCCUCAGCUUAAAGUUGCUUGGUUUUGCCUUUGGUAGAGCUCCGAUUGGUCAAUUUCUAAUGUCUACCCAUAGAGAAGGCUCCUGCCCAGAUUUGCUUGGGGUAUGAGGUUAAAAUUUACAUGAUGACUGUUGAAAUGGUGAUUUUGAGCAUAUCUGUUGAAACAAUACCCUCGUGGCUCUUCAAUUAGCCAAGCCUAGCAUGUGUACUUCAUUCUUCUGAUCUUUUGGUUACGAGUAUGAUAUGUUGUCAGCAUUUCCUACUCUAUUGAGAUGCAUUUAUUUAUUUUAAAAGGCCUCCUUUACCGAUUUAACGGCCUCCGAUUCAACUUGAGUUGGUGCUUGUAAAACCAAUAACAUCCUAUUGCUUGAAGCAUUACUCAUUGUA